Molecule: messenger RNA, 1548 nt
Organism: Hydra vulgaris (swiftwater hydra)
Lineage: Eukaryota; Metazoa; Cnidaria; Hydrozoa; Anthoathecata; Hydridae
Product: b(0,+)-type amino acid transporter 1
Biological process (GO): amino acid transmembrane transport
Cellular component (GO): membrane
Molecular function (GO): L-amino acid transmembrane transporter activity
Source: RefSeq, a predicted model, not a curated record
UAAAAUAAAUAAUAAUAAUAUUAACAAUGGGUAAUGAGUAUGAACCAUUGCAUCAAAAAAAAGCAGAAACAAAACAAAAGGUAGGUCUACUUGGUUGCAUCUCUUUAAUUGUUGGUACAAUGAUUGGAAGUGGUAUAUUUGCUUCAACAAGUAAUGUGUUUAUUAAUGCAGGAAGCCCUGGGAUGGCUUUAAUAGUUUGGACUGCUUCGGGUAUUUUAGUUGCAUUAAUAUCUUUAUGUUAUGUAGAGAUGGGAACAAUGAUACCACUAUCAGGUGGGGAAUACAGCUAUUAUUCGGAAGCUUUUGGAGAACUGCCAGCUUUUCUUUUUUCUUAUACAUCAACUUUGUUUUUAAAACCUGCACAACUGGCUGCAAUUUUGUUAGCAUGUGGAGAUUAUAUGACAGUACCUUUCUUUUAUAAUGACUGCAACACAGAAGAAAGAAUCAUAAUUUCAAAAAUUUUAGCAUCUUUUCUUUUAGGUGUCGUUAUAUUUAUAAACUGUGUUAGCGUCCGAUGGGCAACAAAUAUUCAAAUUGUUUUUACAGCUGCAAAGUUAAUUACAAUAACCAUUUUAGUAAUUACUGGCAUUGUCAGAUUGGUUCAAGGUUUUGACAAUGAGUUUAAAAAUGCAUUUACUGGUCCAGAUAUACAAAUAUCAAGUAUUGGCUAUGCAUUCUAUGGAGGGUUAUGGGCUUAUGACGGUUGGAAUACACUAAACUUAGCCACAGAAGAUAUAAAGAAUCCCAAUCGAGAUCUUCCACUUGCUAUUAUAAUUGGAAUUCCAUUAGUUACUGGGUGUUAUGUGCUUAUCAAUGCAGCAUAUCUUACAGUUUUGACAUCAUCAGAGAUUGCAAGGUCGAAUGCAUUAGCUGUGACAAUGGCAAAUAGAGUGUAUGGUAAAUAUGCUUUCUUAAUACCAAUAUUUGUUGCCUUUUCCACUGUGGGUGCUGCAAAUGGAACAGCAUUUAGUGGUGGCAGAUUAGCUUAUGUUGCUGCACGAAACAACCAUUUGCCCAAAGUUCUUGCAAUGCUUCAUUGUGAAAAACAAACACCUAUUCCAGCUUUAACACUAACAUGUAUAUUAGCUUGGAUAAUGAUGAUUCCUGAUUCUUCUAAUUUUACUACUGUAAUGAAUUAUUGUAAUUUUGUUGCGUGGAUGAUGUAUGGUUUAACUAUAGUUGCACUUUUGUGGUUGAGAUUUAAAAGACCGAACGUAAAGAGACCAUUCAAGAUUUUUAUUGGAAUUCCCAUUUUUGUGUUAUUUUUUUCCGUUUAUCUUGUGGUCGCGCCAUUUUACGAAAAUCCUUUGGGGUCUACAUAUUGCCUUCUGGUUUUAUCUACUGGAAUACUUGUUUACUUUUUGUUUAUCAAGUAUCGAAUCGUACCUCAUUUUAUUAUGGAAUUUUUCGAUAAGUUUACACGGAUGGUUCAAAUGUUAGCGAAUCUUUAUUUUCCAAAUACCGUCGUAGAAUCGUACACCCAAUCUAACUAUGAAACGAUUAUUGAAGAUACAAAAAUUUAAUACAGAAAAUAAUUUUCAUCCUAAA